AUGGGCUUUAUGGAUAGGCAAAUAAUACCUUUAAUUACACUGACUAAGAGAUUUACGAUCGCGAAUUGUGGCUUUCAGACGGUCGCUCUCCUCUGCGCCGCGGUAGCGUGCAGCCACGCGGUGAUUCUCAGCGGUUAUAACGGCGGCCAUGGCCUGUCCUACAGCGAUUACGGCGAUCUCGACGGAUACGUAGGGUCCAGCGCGUACAAAGUUCUGCCGACGGUGGCGGUUCCGGUGCACGCGGUGUCCGCAGCACCGUUGCACGUGGACGCCCCUCUGGACCACGAGUUGCACGGUUAUAAACAUCACAGCGACCAGGAUCACGACUAUUACUCGCAUCCGAGAUACACCUUCAAUUACGGCGUCCACGAUCCCCAUACCGGCGACGUGAAGACCCAGCACGAGGUGCGAGACGGCGACGUCGUCCACGGUUCGUACAGCGUAAACGAGCCCGACGGAAGCGUACGCAUCGUCGAGUACACGGCGGACGAUCACAAUGGAUUCAAUGCCGUCGUGAAGAAAGUCGGACCGGCGAUACACCCGAAACCGGUGCCGAUCGUUAAGUACGUCUCGCCGGCGCAUUUCAACAGCUACGACUACGAGAAGCACUAUUAGCUCCAGCCAUCAUGUGUAAAUAGAAAAUCGAAUCGGGCGUUUCGCUAAGAGGCAUUAGUUCGAUAAUCAGUCUGCUAGUCAAUGCGACAGCGAACUACUUCCUUCAAGAUAUAAGAACCUCCAAGAUUUGGAUUUAAUUGAUCGCCGACCGUCAGCGACGGAUCGCAAAAAGAUUCGGCCCGUCUGUUUUUUCACGUACAAAGAAUUUUUAUUUUAAAAUAAUAAUUAGGUCUUUAGAGGGGCUUUAGGAUUAUAUUUUUUUAGUAGUACUGCGGUAAAUAUGUAGUUUAUAACUGAGAUUAUAUAUUCUGAGAGAGGAAUAUUGAUAUUUCAUUCCUUGGCAAUGCUUGGUAUUAUUUUCUACAUAUUGAAAUAAAAGUAUUUUCUUGUCCUUCAUUUUAUUGCCUCAUUUGACAUCUGAUUGCAUUUAACAACGGCAAUGCGAGAAUCGAUUACUUUCACGGAUAACAGUAGCUCUAUCUAUUUAUUUCAUCCUCCGAUAACUCGCGAAAUCGCACAGAGGUGUCUUGCGCAUCCCCCCCCUUAAAAAGGGAACUAUUUGGCGGAAUUGGAAUUGCGAUGUAACCGCGCAUGUCUGAAGUAUCGAUUUAUAUUUGCAGAGCGACUACGUAAAGUAAAUUUCACUUAUUCUCGAGACGCCUCCUGUGCGUUCAAUUCUUGGUUUUAUAUAAACUCAAAAUAAACAUAACACAUUGUGAAUAUUUUAGAAGGAGUAUGCAAAUGUUCCAUCGCCUCGUAGAAAAUGUUACGCUCAUUGAAAUCCGUCCGGAAACAUUCACGAUCCAUAUGCAAUAGUGUAAUGAUAUAAAUUUUAUACUGGGGAAUUAGAUUUAAAGUUGCAAAGGGAACGGAAAGUUCAAUAUUAAAUUAACGUAUGUACGAAUGGAAAGAGCGAAUUCAUAUUUGGGAAUGACGCGAAUAAAAUUAGAAUGAAGCAGAUUUUAUUAAGAAUAAGAAGGAUAGAUGCUAAGUCUUUUGUAUACACGUGCCUAAUAAAAUAUAAUAAAAGAAUGAAAUUA
Messenger RNA from Pogonomyrmex barbatus (red harvester ant), 1655 nucleotides. RefSeq names its product cuticular protein 6 (gene CPR6). The record is from RefSeq and is a predicted model, not a curated record. NCBI's taxonomy places the organism in Eukaryota, Metazoa, Arthropoda, Insecta, Hymenoptera, Formicidae. Gene Ontology annotation, cellular component: extracellular matrix.